GAGUGGAGAACAGAACUCUGUCUUUGUGUCUUAACUGUCAGAAAAUACAUUUAGUUCAAAAAAGUGUUAAGAGAGUGUAUUUAGUGUAUAUUCAAAUAAUCAAAAUACCAGAAGAAAAUCAACACUCUGAAUUCAGGUUUUGAAUUUCAAACAUGCAGACAGUUUGCCACAUGCAUUGGAUAGUAAUAUACCUAAUAAAGUAAACAAUCCAAGUAAGCCCUCCAAGCUAAAGCAUGCUAACUACGCUAACAAAGGAUUGGAAAUGUGCAUAACAUUUUGUGCCGACUCAAGAUGUCAAACAAAAGCUAGGGACUGAUUAUAUUAAGUUCCUGUGAGCUGUAAAUUCACCACUUUUAAGCAGAAGAUAAUGUUAUGUCAGAGCUGGACUGGGCAAAGCUUCUCCUCCUCUGGGUAACUGCCUCCUUCACACUCAAGCCCUUUAUCCACAGAGAUCGCACUGUAGAGCUAAUACGAGGUCCCUUUUUUAUGUUGCCUUUGCAUUUUGCAAAGCACCAAACAACUGUGGCAUCAUUAAAGAAAUCAAUCAAAGAAAUCGUCCCGAAAGUUACAGAUGCGCUGACUCUGUUAAUAAGUUCCGUAGUGACGGCGGCUGUAAAUGAAUCUACUAAACUCUUGCUCCAAGAGUGGGGAAAACACAUGGACAUGAUCAGAAGAGGACAAGAGUCAGCUGUGAAAGCAGCGACCAAAGCUGCGAUGGAGAUAAGUAAAUUGAAGUUUGAGUGUGACAAAGUUGAGCAAACUACUCGCAAGACAAACAUUAUCAUUAGAGGAAUCCCGUUAACAAACGGUGAGAACACAAAGAAAGUAGUAGUUGAUCUGGCAGCCGAGAUGGGAGUGGAGAUGAAAGAGCAGGACAUCAGCGUAAGCUACCGUCUGCCAGGGAAACGUGGAAGAGUGCACGAGGCUGAAGAUCAACACCGCAGCAGAAACAUUUUUGUCAAGUUUGUCAGGUAUGAAACCAAACUUCAAAUUAUGGGAAACAAAAAACGUCUAAGGAGUAUUGAUGGGAAAAACAGAGUCUUUAUUGAGGAAGACCUUACGCCUUUGAGAGGAAAGAUCCUGAGACAAGUGAGGAUGGAUCCAGAGAUUAAAAGAGCCUGGACAAUGGACGGUAACAUCUGUUGCAUCAUUAAGGACAACGAUCAAGAGAUGAAGAAAACCAUCUACUCCGGUGAUGAGCUAAUAUCCAAACUGGGAUGGUCUGCAGAAAAAGCCCAAAGUGUUGGGAUUUAUGUAGACUUCCCCUAGGCUAGCGCUGACCCCUCACUACAUGCAACUUGUAUCAAGGAUAUAACUUGUAAAAAUUCUUCCGGUCGAUUUAAGACUAAACAGGAGACAGAUAUCAAAUUCCUUGGACUAAAUGUGUGUGGAUUAUGUGCUAAAUUUCAACUUGGGAUUCUUACAGAAUACAUUAAAGACUAUGACUUUAUUUGUUUAACAGAGACCAAAACAG
Molecule: messenger RNA, 1474 nt
Organism: Epinephelus moara (kelp grouper)
Lineage: Eukaryota; Metazoa; Chordata; Actinopteri; Perciformes; Serranidae
Exons: 2
Coding region: 373-1269 (298 amino acids)
Source: RefSeq, a predicted model, not a curated record